CUCAGUUGUUGAUGUGACGGUGGUCGGGAUGGUCACGGCGCGCGUCUCUCACAUCCCCGGCGCCUUUUUAUUGAAUAUGCGGCCGUGUUGAUACUGCAAAAUCCCACUAUUUCUGUGUCGGUUAGCGUGGUGUGGCUGCAGGCAGGGGAGUGGCGGCAGCAGCAGCAGCAGCAACACCAGCAACCACCACACACAGGAGGACCCCCCUGCCCCCACCACACCCGCCCCCACCACCACCACCACCAGCGCAGCCAUGAACGGGUCCUUGGGGGAGCGGGUGGCGGUGCUGGAUGCUGGAGCUCAGUAUGGAAAGGUGAUCGACAGACGCAUCAGAGAGCUUAGUGUUGAGAGUGACAUCUUGCCGCUGGACACCCCUGCGUAUACACUCAAGGAGAAGGGCUACAGAGCUAUCGUCAUCUCCGGGGGCCCCAACUCUGUGUAUGCUGAGGAUGCACCGCGUUACGACUCAGACAUAUUUAAGAUUAAUGUUCCUGUGUUAGGCAUCUGUUACGGCAUGCAGCUGAUCAACAAGGAGUUUGGGGGCACAGUGCUGCGGAAGGCUGCUCGGGAGGAUGGCCAGUAUACUAUUGAGGUGGACAACUACUGCCACAUCUUCAAGUACAUGGGCGUGAAGCAAGAGGUGCUGCUGACUCACGGGGACAGCAUAGACAAGGUGGCCGAGGGGUUCAAGGUUGUGGCCACAUCGGGGAACCUUAUUGCUGCUAUCGCCAAUGACAAACUGCGACUUUAUGGCUUACAGUUCCAUCCAGAGGUGGAUUUGACAGAACAAGGUCUUACAAUGAUGAAAAACUUCUUGUACGAGAUCAGCGGACUGUCUGGCACCUACACCCUUCAGAGCAGAGAGUUGCAGUGUAUAAACUAUAUCAAGGAACAUGUGGGCUCUAAUAAGGUUCUGAUGCUAGUGAGUGGAGGGGUGGACUCAACAGUGUGUGCUGCCCUGCUCCACAAGGCCCUGUCAGAGGAGCAGGUGAUAGCAGUCCACAUAGACAAUGGAUUUAUGCGGAAGAACGAGAGUCUACAGGUGGAACAGUCACUUAGGAGGCUGGGACUUAAGCUGAAAGUGAUCAACGCCAGACACCAGUUCUACGACGGGGUGACCAGCAUCCCGGUGGACCCCAGCGACCCCAUGGGCAGGAAACGGGUCACCAAUCUGCUCUGUAUGACCUUCAGCCCGGAGGAGAAGAGGAAGAUCAUUGGCGAUACUUUUAUUAAGGUAGCCAACGAGGUAAUAGAAGAGAUGAACCUACGUGCCGAGGAGGUGAUGCUGGGUCAGGGCACACUGCGACCUGACCUCAUUGAGUCCGCCUCAUCUCUGGUGUCAGGGGCAGCGCAGACCAUUAAGACCCACCACAACGACACUGACCUUGUGCGCCUCUUAAGGGUUCAGGGCCGCGUUGUUGAGCCUCUCAGGGAUUUCCACAAGGAUGAGGUGCGUCAGAUUGGCCGAGACCUUGGGCUUCUAGAUGAGUUUGUGCAGCGCCACCCGUUCCCCGGCCCCGGUCUGGCCAUCAGGGUGGUGUGUGCCGACGAGCCCUUCAUGGAGCGAGACUUCUCCGAGACACAAGUCAUCCUCAAGGUGGUGGUGGACUAUGCUGCCAGUGUGCAGAAGAAACAUGGGCUGCUGAUCCGCAUAGAUAACUGCACCACAGAGGAUGAGAGACAGGAACUCCAGCGCAUUUCACUCACACAGACCCUCACUGCCACCCUUCUGCCUAUCAAGUCUGUCGGCGUGCAGGGUGACUGUCGGACCUACAGUUAUGUGGCAGUGCUCUCCAGCGAUGCCGACCCCGUGUGGAGUGACCUGCUGAUCCUUGCCAGGCUCAUUCCCAAGAUUUGCCACAAUAUCAACAGGGUGUGCUUUGUGUUUGGGGGCACAGUCAAGGAGCAGGUGCACGACAUCACCCAGACCAACCUCACCCCCGGAGUCUUGGCUACGCUGCGCCAGGCCGACUUCCUCGCCAACCAGGUCCUCGCAGAAUCCAGCUUUAUGGAGAAGAUUGCGCAGAUGCCAGUAGUGGUAGUCCCAGUACACUUCGACAGGGACCCCGUGGCGCGUCUGCCGUCCUGCCAGCGGUCUGUGGUGCUGCGGCCCUUCAUCACACACGACUUUAUGACUGGUAUCCCUGCCCUCCCUGGCAAGCACAUCCCUGUUGAGCUGAUCAACAAGAUGGUGGCCGAGAUCUUGUCUGUACCAGGUGUGUGUCGAGUAAUGUACGACCUGACCUCCAAGCCCCCAGGCACGACUGAGUGGGAGUGACCUUGCCUUGGGGCGGGGCGGGGGGGAGGAGGAAGAAGAGGAAAAGGAGGAGGAAGAGGAGGUGCCCCAGAUCACCCCACAAUGCACCAGAAGCUACAUUUAAGAUCAAACUUGCAGCCCUCAGGUGUGUGUGCGCGUGUGUAUGUGUCUGUGUGUGUGUGCGUUUGACUACACCUGCUGCUGGUUAUGGUGUGUGUGUGUGUAGUGUGUGUGUGUAUGUGUGCGUGGGUGCUUUCGUCAGGUUUGGGGGAAUGUUAAUGUCUGGGGCUGGCUCACACAAACACACACACACACACACACACACACACACACACACACACACACACACACACACACACACACACACACACACCAUUAUUUGUAUAUUUAUUCACUUAUUUAAUGUAGGAAUCCGCGGUGAACCAGAGAGAGGAAAAUGGCAACAACAACCACUCGGAGAGGCAGACCAGUAAUUAUAAUAUAUCUCACCAAAUGAGACGGUUUUAUGAGACAAUACUUGUUUUAUAGAUCCAGACCACACCACAGGGAACACCAGUCUCAAAUGUCCCACUACACAGGAGAUAGAAGAGGAGGAAGAAGAGAAGGA
Portunus trituberculatus (swimming crab) is the source of this 2864-nucleotide messenger RNA. RefSeq names its product GMP synthase [glutamine-hydrolyzing]-like (gene bur). Gene Ontology annotation, molecular function: GMP synthase (glutamine-hydrolyzing) activity; GMP synthase activity; ATP binding. The transcript has 15 exons. The coding region runs from base 254 to 2278 and encodes 674 amino acids. Lineage: Eukaryota; Metazoa; Arthropoda; Malacostraca; Decapoda; Portunidae. The record is from RefSeq and is a predicted model, not a curated record. Gene Ontology annotation, cellular component: cytosol. Gene Ontology annotation, biological process: GMP biosynthetic process.